AUGGCCAAGAACAAGAGCACAAAGCCGACUGCCAAGGUCACGAAGGCAAAGUCCGACUCAAAGUCUAAGAGCUACCCCAAGGUUUCCGCCGUAGUUCUCGACCUUGUCCACAACUUCCUGGUUGACAACGGGUUCGAGAAGGCUGCCAAGCAUUUUCAGUCCGAGGCUACACAGCGCGACGCGACAUGGAAGGAUACUGCAAAGGGCAAGCCCGAGCUUCCCGAAAUUAUCGAGGAGUGGGAGGAAGAUAGGGAAAUCGACAACGAGAUCGAGGUGGAGGCCAAGAACGAGGACUCGGAUAGCAGCGACAGCGACGACUCGGAUGAUAGCGCCAGCGACAGCGACGAUUCUGAUGAUAGCGCCAGCGAGAACGGCGACAGCAGCGACAGCGAGGAUGAUAGCGCCAGUGAUAGCAACGACAGCAGUGACGAGGACGAGCCGCCAAAGAAGAAGGUGAAGAAGCAGAGCGACUCUUCCGCCAGUUCAGAUGAGGAGAACGACUCCGGCGCCGAAUCGGAGGCCUCUGCUUCAAGCUCUAGUAGCUCUUCAUCAUCGUCUAGCUCUUCCGGCUCCUCCAGCACCUCCUCCGCCAGCGCCAAAGAGAACUCGUCUCCCUCCUCUUCCUCUUCCUCGUCCUCAGAUUCCGAAAGUGACUCCUCGUCAUCGUCCUCUGAUUCCGACUCUAGCACCGAGAAGAAGAAGAGCAAAAAGUCUACGAAGACCGAGAAGAAGGCUAAGGACAUCAAGAAGGAGAGCAGCGCGACCCCCAACGCCUCCAGCAGCGGUAGCGACACCAUGGUUAGCGGCUCGCCAACCACAACCCCUGGCAACAAACGCAAGAGGAACGACUCUGCCGCCGACACCCCGAGCAACGCCGUCUCUGGCACUAGCACUCCCGACGGCAGCAAGCGGGCUAAAAAAUCGAACGUGCCCUUCAGCCGUAUUCCCACAGACCAAUACGUCGACCCCCGAUUCCAAAGCAAUGCUUUCGUGCCUUACGAUUAUGCACAACGCGCCCACGAGAAGCUGAUCAUCACUAAAGGCAAGGGGUUCACCAAGGAAAAGAACAAGGGCAAGAGGGGCAGCUACCGCGGUGGCUUGAUUGACACGCACGCUGUGAAUGGCAUCAAGUUUGACGACUAG
Messenger RNA from Diplodia corticola, 1143 nucleotides. Its product is annotated as srp40-c-like protein. The coding region runs from base 1 to 1143 and encodes 380 amino acids. Lineage: Eukaryota; Fungi; Ascomycota; Dothideomycetes; Botryosphaeriales; Botryosphaeriaceae. Gene Ontology annotation, cellular component: nucleolus; nucleoplasm. Gene Ontology annotation, molecular function: protein binding. The record is from RefSeq and is a predicted model, not a curated record. The transcript has a single exon.